Messenger RNA from Lithohypha guttulata, 1278 nucleotides. RefSeq lists its product as uncharacterized. The transcript has a single exon. The coding region runs from base 1 to 1278 and encodes 425 amino acids. The record is from RefSeq and is a predicted model, not a curated record. NCBI's taxonomy places the organism in Eukaryota, Fungi, Ascomycota, Eurotiomycetes, Chaetothyriales, Trichomeriaceae. Gene Ontology annotation, molecular function: FAD binding.
AUGCCACCCACAAAAAUCCUCGUUAAUGGCGCCGGCAUCUCCGGCUCCGUCCUUGCCUUCUUCCUCGCCAAACACAGCCCCAAAUUUUCCAUCACGGUCCUCGAACGCUCUCGCGCGAAUCAGAAACUCGGACAAGGCCUCAAGAUCGAAGAGCCCGCGCUAACAGUCGUCAAAGCAAUGGAGAUCAUGGACCAGCUCCAACAACUGCGGACUGGGGAGCUGGGGUUCCGACUUGUUGACAAGCGGGCAAGGUCGAGGGGGUAUGUCGGUGUUAAUCAGGGGUUUAGCCCAACGGGAGCGCUGGAGUUGAUGCGUGGUGAUUUGACAGAGGUUUUGUAUAAGGCAGCUGAUGCGUUCGAGAAUGUGAAUUAUCGGUUUGAGAGUACAGUGAAGAGCAUGGUCGAGACGGAGAAGGAGAAGGGGAAAGUGGUUGUCGAGAUUCAGAAGCGAGGGGAGGAGAAUGUGUCGAGGGAAGAGUUCGAUCUCGUCGUCGGUGCUGAUGGCGUGAGAUCAACGACCAGACAGAUGGUGAUGGGUGACUCGCGCGAUUGGUAUAAACCCCUAGGUGCCUACGUGGCAUACUUCUCCAUUCCCAAGGAGGAUCGCGACUGGCCAGAUUCCAAAGCAUGCCACUUCACCAAUCGUCGAUUCAUGUGGCUACGUCCGACAGGAGAGCACUCAAAACAAACAUCAGCUUACCUAAUCCACAUGAACAACAACGUCCCUGCCCUCCACGAAGCAAACGCCACAGGCGACCGUGCCAAACAAAAACAAGCCCUCGCCGACCUUUUCAGCAAUUGCGGCUGGGAAUCAAAGCGCGUCAUCGAACAAAUGCUCAAAGCCGACAACUUUUACUCCGACGAAAUCAUCCAGAUCAAGCUUCCGACAUGGUCAAAAGGUCGAGUCGCACUCCUCGGCGAUGCAGCAUGGGCCCCCACUCCAUUUACAGGCCAAGGAAACCAGCUCGCAAUAAUCGGCGCUUGGGUAUUAGCACAAGAAAUUUCUCGCGAUUCGGGCACGAUCGCUUUCGAGAAGUAUGAGAAGAGGUUAAGGGAAUAUGUUGAGGAGUGCCAGCAGAUACCGGUCGGUGGAUAUAUGCCAGCGCUGGUCGUUCCUAAGACGAGGUUAGGGAUCUGGUUGUUUCGAACAGUGUUUAGUAUCAUGGCGUGGGUCAUCAAGUUGACGCAGAGAGAGAAGCCUGCAGCUAGCUCGGGGAAGGUUGAUAAGCCGUUUGAUCUGCAAAUGGACAAGUUAGAGUCGAAGGGGCUAAGUCAGUGA